UGUUUCUGGUCCAGUUUCUCUUUCAGCAUUUAUUCCAUGUAGUCCAUCCAGGGACAAUUUUUAACAUUUUUUUAAGAAAGGGAAUUCUAAAUGUGUUCUGGAACAUUUUGAAAAGAGAUUUUAUCCAGUGUACAACUCCUAAUAAUCAAAAUGUAUAUUUUAUGUCAUUUAUAUGUUUUUUAACCUAUUUAUUUUCCUUUAUUCUUUUGCUCACAGUAAAUUUUGCAUGGAGCUUCAGUAUUUCUGGCAUGUAAACAUUAUUUAUAAAAUAAGUUAUAGUUGUAAUUAUUUUUCUCCUGCCUCCUUUUAUUUUUAUUCAUGUUUUUUAUUACAGAAAUGAGCCGUCAGACUGCAACAGCAUUACCUACUGGAACCUCAAAGUGUACACCGUCACAAAGGGUGCCUGCCCUGACGGGCACAACUGCGUCCAACAAUGACUUGGCGAGUCUUUUUGAGUGUCCGGUGUGCUUUGACUAUGUGUUACCACCCAUUCUUCAAUGUCAGAGUGGCCAUCUCGUUUGUAGCAACUGUCGCCCAAAGCUCACAUGUUGUCCAACUUGCCGGGGCCCAUUGGGAUCCAUUCGCAACUUGGCUAUGGAGAAGGUGGCCAAUUCAGUACUUUUCCCUUGUAAAUAUGCCUCUUCUGGAUGUGAAAUAACUCUGCCACACACAGAAAAAGCAGACCACGAGGAGCUCUGUGAGUUUAGGCCUUAUUCCUGUCCGUGCCCUGGUGCUUCCUGUAAAUGGCAAGGCUCUUUGGAUGCUGUGAUGCCCCACCUGAUGCAUCAGCAUAAAUCCAUUACAACCCUGCAGGGAGAGGAUAUAGUUUUCCUUGCUACAGACAUUAAUCUUCCUGGUGCUGUUGACUGGGUGAUGAUGCAGUCCUGUUUUGGCUUUCACUUCAUGUUAGUCUUGGAGAAACAGGAAAAAUACGAUGGUCACCAGCAGUUCUUUGCAAUUGUACAGCUGAUAGGAACACGCAAACAAGCUGAAAAUUUUGCUUAUCGACUUGAGCUAAAUGGUCAUAGGCGGCGAUUGACUUGGGAAGCAACUCCUCGAUCUAUUCAUGAGGGAAUUGCAACAGCCAUUAUGAAUAGUGACUGCCUAGUCUUUGAUACCAGCAUUGCACAGCUUUUUGCAGAAAAUGGCAAUUUAGGCAUCAAUGUAACUAUUUCCAUGUGUUGAAAUGGCAAUCAAACAUUUUCUGGCCAGUGUUUAAAACCGUUGCAUUCAAUUUCGCAGAGAAUAAGGCACCCAUCUGCCUGCCAACCUGAACCUGUCGGUAGGUGGAGGCUAGACACAUGAAGGUAAAUAAAAGGAAAGGCUGUUAAAUACAGGAAGCAGUUGCAUGUAGUAACACUAAUAUAUUUAAAAAUGUCAACAGUAAACCACUGAAAAAAUAUAUAUAUAUAUAUACACCCAAGAUGGGCAUCUUUUGUAUUAAGAAAGGAAGCCUUGUAAAAUAAUUCUGAAUUUGUGUUCAUUGUAGGUCGAGUGUACUGUUGAAAAAUAUUGGGGUUUUUGUUUUUUGUGUGUGCGCGCGAGUUUGCGUGUGUGCGUGUGCGUAUUUGUUUUUUUUUCCUUUAACUGACAAGCCAUGUUGAGUGGUCUUGGACCACUGCUUUUCCCCUUCGUCAGUCAAUACAUAGUGCUGCUGUGUGUGUAUAUUUUUUUUGUGUGUAUUUGCUAAUUUUUAUUAAUUCUAGUUUUUCAUUAAAUAAAUUUGACUUUCUUUUCUGUAAUUCAGGUUCUUCCUCACUUUUUUUUGUACCUUUUUAAAAUUAGUGUCUUUUUGAUAUGUAUAAUUGUUUAUGGUAAAGCUUAUACAUAUGUGUUUGAUACAUAUUUUCUUUUCCCUCAUUAAUCAGUUCAUUAGAAAUAUUUUAAAUUCAGCUAUUUUGUGAAGAUAUGAGUUCCAGAAAGGAAAGGUAACAUCAGAAGAAUUAUCAAAAGCUAUUCAAAGCAGCUAUCAGAUGGUCUCUCUUUUUUUUCCCCCCAUUUGAGUCAUACUUUCAAACUUAUUCUUUGAAAGGUUAGGGAAUACUGAUUUUUUUUUAAAUACUGGAAAAAAAAUCAGGCUCUCUUUUUCUUUUUUUCCCAAAUAUAGUGGACAAAUUACAUGUUUAAAAUUUGUUCUUCUAUUUAUUGGUUUUGCAAAAGAAGGCAUCAUCUUACACAGUAUUUGUAAUUAAAAGCAAAUCAUUUGUUUAAAAAAAAGGCAGUUUGCAAAAAAAAUGUUUUUGGUCUUUUAUAAUUCUCAUUAAAAGAAGAUCUGGCAAAUUAAAAA
Messenger RNA from Ceratotherium simum simum (southern white rhinoceros), 2287 nucleotides. Lineage: Eukaryota; Metazoa; Chordata; Mammalia; Perissodactyla; Rhinocerotidae. The record is from RefSeq and is a predicted model, not a curated record.